Haplochromis burtoni (Burton's mouthbrooder) is the source of this 2497-nucleotide messenger RNA. RefSeq names its product golgin subfamily A member 6-like protein 22. The coding region runs from base 48 to 2345 and encodes 765 amino acids. Lineage: Eukaryota; Metazoa; Chordata; Actinopteri; Cichliformes; Cichlidae. The record is from RefSeq and is a predicted model, not a curated record. The transcript is spliced from 2 exons. Gene Ontology annotation, molecular function: GTP binding.
UAGAGACCAUCCAGGACACAUUCAGCUCUCGAGUCAAUGACUUCACCAUGAUUCUGUUCACUGUGGACUCAGAUCCUACAGAUCCAGCUGUUGGUAACUUUGUAAAGGAAAACAAGGACAUCCAGGAGCUCUGUGAGAGCUGUGGAGGAAGAUCUGUUGUUCUCAACAUCAAAGAGAAACUGCAGCUCCCAGAACUGUUGGAGACUGUGGAAAAGAUAACAGUUCACAAAAACUAUACAAUAACCAUGUUUACACGUGUCUGUGUGGAUAAAAUCACCACACUCCAGGCGGAGCUGAAAAACUUGAAACCACAUGAUGUUGGCCUUUUGGAGGAAGAGAAGCAGAGCUCAGACUGUCUGAGAAUUGUGCUGAUCGGAAAGACUGGCAGUGGAAAGAGCUCCUCAGGAAACACCAUUCUAGGAAGAAAAGAGUUCACAACUGGCGCAAGCCAGACAUCUGUUACCAAAUGUUGUCAGAAAGCACAGGGUGAUGUGGACGGUCGUCCUGUUGUCGUGCUCGACACUCCUGGACUCUUUGACUCGACUUUGUCACAUGAAGAGGUCUGUGAGGAGAUGAGUAAGUGCAUCAGUCUUCUGGCUCCAGGACCACAUGUCUUCCUGUUGGUGUUGCAGAUUGGCCGAUUAACGCCAGAGGAGAAAGAGACUCUGAAACUGAUCAAGAAAGUCUUUGGGAAGGAUUCUGAGAAAUUCACCAUCAUUCUUUUCACAGGAGGAGAUACACUCGAACAUCAUGAACAGUCUAUUGAAGACUACAUUAAAGAUGCAUGUGAGGAUUCGUUUAAAAAUCUGAUCACUCACUGUGAAUCGAGAUACCAUGUGUUCAAUAACCGUGAGAAACAAAGUUGCACACAAGUCAGUGAGCUGAUAACAAAGAUUGAAACCAUGGUGAAGAAAAAUGGAGGAAACUGCUUCACCAAUGAGAUGCUGCAAGAAGCUGAAGCAGCAAUAAAGAAACAAAUGGAGAAGCUGCUGAAAGAGAAGGAAGAAGAGAUGAAGAGACAGAGGGAGGAACUCGAAAGAAAACACCAGGAAGAAAUGAAAUCAAUGAAAAGACAAAUGGAAGAGCAAAGAAAAGAAAAUGAACAGAGAGAUGAGCAACUCAGACAGCUACAGAACAGCAUCCACAUUCAGUCUGAAGAGAGAAAGAAAGAACGAGAAACUAGAAAGAAAGAGAGAGAAACAGAAGAACUUAAAAGACAAGGAUGGGAACAAAAAAUUCAAGAACUGGAGGAAAAACUACAAUCAGAGUCAGAAUCAAAGGAAAUGAUUAACAGCGAUCUUGAACAGUACAAAGAAAAUAUAAGAGAGCAGGAUCAACUGAAAGAAAAACAAAACCAAGAUGAUGAACAGAAAGAGCAGAAACUCAGGAAGCUCAAAGAAGAAUACAACCAAGAAAAAGACAAAUAUGAACGUGAAAAAGAAAAAGAGGAUGAAAUCAAAAUAGAACAAGAAGAGAAACUAAAAGAGUUGGAGGAAAACUAUAAGAAAGAAAUUGAAAACAUACAGGAAGACAUGGAGAAGUCUAAAGAAGAGGCCAGAAGAACAGCUGAAGAGUUGAAUGAAUUCAGAGAAAAAUAUGAAGCUGGGAUACUUAAACUCAUGGAGGAGGUGGUUGAUCUAGAGAUGGAAAAGGAGGAAUUUGAAAGAUUAAAGGAUCUGUCAGACCACAAAGAAAAUAGUCUGAAGCAGGAAAUAGGUGUUCUGCAGGGUAAACAUAAAUCAGAAAUAGCUGAUUUAGUCCUGAUGCUCCUGAGUCAAAAGCAGGAAAACAAGAAAAAAAUAAAAAGUAUGCAGGAAUCACACAGAAAAGAGGAAGAGAAGCUUAAAAAGGAUCUUUUACAUGAGAAAAGGGAAGAAGAGAAGGAAGAAGUUGGCAAACUAAAGAAGAAACAAAAAGAAAAAAUGAAAGAAUUGAAGAAACGGCUUUUGACCCAAAACAAAGACGACUGGGAGACAGAAAGGGAAGAGCUGUUCAACCAACAUGAAAAAGAAAUUUGUGAUUUAAAGCAAACUCUUUUAACAAAGCUGCAACAAAAUCAAAAGAAAAAAUUAGUUGAAUUAAAGGAAAACCACGAGCAAAAACUGGACGAAUUCAAACAAAAGCUUCUGAAAGAAAAUGAAAAAAAUGAGAAAGAACAACUUGAUGAGCUGCAGAAGAAACAGGAAAAAGAAAUGAAUGAACUAAAACAGAAACUCGGGACCCAAGAUGACGACAGUACCAGGAAGGAACUGGAAGAAAUGCAGAAAAAACACGAAACAGAAAUUAAUGCGCUGAAAGAAAAACUUCUGACUACAGACAAGAAACAGCCCUGCUUUGUCUCAUGAGCAAAACUGCAGACAUCAAGAGAGACAUUCAUGUCCUUUAUCCUUCUAAGUCUUUCUUUUUGCUAUUUGGGCUGAUUGGGACCUGAUGAAUGUAUAUAUAAAAAAGAAAGAAUUACAAGAUAUUUUUUUUAUACCUGAUUUUUGUUUCUGAG